Molecule: messenger RNA, 1950 nt
Organism: Eucalyptus grandis
Lineage: Eukaryota; Viridiplantae; Streptophyta; Magnoliopsida; Myrtales; Myrtaceae
Product: L-type lectin-domain containing receptor kinase IX.1
Exons: 1
Coding region: 1-1950 (649 amino acids)
Biological process (GO): protein phosphorylation
Cellular component (GO): plasma membrane
Molecular function (GO): protein kinase activity; ATP binding; carbohydrate binding
Source: RefSeq, a predicted model, not a curated record
AUGUCCAUGGGUAGAAUGUCAAGUUCUCAUCAUCCUUGCUUGAGCGAGAGCUUCUUCAUACUCACUCUACUGCAUCUCUUACUGCCAUCCGUCUGUUCGCUUUUCUUCAACAAAACCUACUUCUAUCCCAACGAUGCCGACAUAGCAUACCAAGGAGAUGCGUCGGCACCUUCAGGAGCAAUCAACCUCACCAAGGUCGACCAUCCGUUCCUUGUAGGCCACGCCAUAUACGCUCAACCUGUGCAAUUGUGGAAUUCGUCCACCGGCAAAGCCACGGAUUUCACUACUCACUUCUCUCUUACCAUCAACCCCCGUAACUCGACUUUGUUCAGCGGUGGCAUUGCGUUCUUCCUUGCUCCUUUCGGUUUUCCCCUCCCGCCCAACUCGGCCGAUGGGUAUUUGGGACUGUUCAACACAAGCACUUUUAAUACCUUGGCAACUAAUAACCAGAUAGUGAUGGUCGAGUUCGAUACAUUCUCUGACAAAGGGUGGGAUCCUGAUGGGCAGCAUGUUGGGAUCAAUAACAACUUGAUCAGGUCUGUAACGACUUUCCCCUGGAAUGCCGCCAUCACCAGUGGAGAACCAGCAGAUGUUUCAAUAAGUUACAAUGCCACCGCCAAGAAUCUUAGUGUGUCCUGGACAUACAAGCAAAACCGCGCCUCCACAGGAUCGCUAUCCUAUCCAAUCGAUCUAACGAAAGUCCUCCCGGAGUUUGUCACAAUUGGGUUUUCAGCAGCCACCGGUAAUAACAGCGAGAACCACAUCAUCAAUUCAUGGGAGUUCUCCUCAAAUUUGGACGGGAGGCCAUUUAACGAAAGUCCUCCCGUAGUUAGUCACAAAAAAGGGCACUUUUCGACUGCAAAACUCGUAGCAGUUAUUGUUGCUCCAAUCUUUGUUUUGGUGCUUCUUGUUGGACUCGCCUGGUGGAUCGUGAAGACGAGAUUCAAAAAGGGCGAUGAGCAAAGGGAAGACAGGAGGCGUGUAUACGAUGGUUUGGCCCUCAACAUGGACAUCCAAAGAGGAGCCCUGCCUAGACAGUUCUCUUAUCAAAUGCUGAGAACUGCAACGAACCGCUUUGCACUUGAUCGUAGACUGGGCCAUGGUGGAUCAGGGCACGUUUAUAAGGGAAACUUGGGUAAUCAAGGCCAAGUUGUCGCUGUCAAGAGAAUAUUUGCACAGCACGAAAACUCCGAGAAACUCUUCAUCAAUGAAGUGAAGGUAAUUAGCGGCCUGGUGCACCGGAACCUGGUGAAGUUCAUCGGAUGGUGUCAUGAAAGAGGUGAGUUUAUGCUCGUUUACGAGUACAUGCCUAAUGGUAGCCUCGACAUGCAUCUAUUCGGAAAUGGGAGGAUGCUCCAGUGGGAAGCGAGGUACAGUAUAGCCCUGGGAUUGGCCUCAGCCCUUCACUAUCUCCAUGAAGAUGCAGGCCAAUGCGUGCUUCACAGGGACAUCAAAUCGGCUAAUAUCCUGUUAGACACAGACUUCAGCACCAAGCUCGGCGACUUUGGCGUUGCCAAGCUAGUGGACCCUCUAUUGAGGACGCAAAAGACGGGAGUGGUCGGGACUCUAGGCUACUUAGCUCCAGAGUACUUAAAUGAGGGGAGGGCAAGCAGAGAGUCCGACAUGUUCAGCUUCGGGGUUGUGGCCCUGGAGAUCGCUUGUGGUAGGAGGACUUAUGAAGUCGAAGAGUUUCAGGUCCCGCUGAUCAGAUGGGUCUGGCAACUGUACCACACAGGGAGCGUGCUGAGCGCGGCGGACGAGAGACUAGAAGGACAGUUCGACCACAGGGAAAUGGAGUGCUUGUUGAUUGUGGGGUUGUGGUGCACACAAUCUGAUAAGAGAGAGAGGCCGAAGGCCAGUCAAGUGAUUAAGGUUCUUCGGAACGAAGCGCCCUUGCCGGAGCUUCCUAACAACACGCAGGAACAGGAAUUUUAUGGUGUGCCUUUUUAA